ACACACACACACACAAAGAAAAAAGAAGAAAAAACACCACCACCCCAAAAGGAAGACCGAAAAGCAAAAAAAAAAAAAGAAAAAAAAAAAAGCCCACCUCUACCAUAUAUUAAUAACAAUGUUAGACAAGUAACCGCUGCUAUUUUCUAUUCCAGAAUAUCGUCGCCAUGAUGUCUACCGAGGUCAUGUCACGAGGGCCGCUUGCGGCAUCUCGAGAAAUCAUCAACGUCACGGGCUGGGAUGUUUUGGCGCGAGUGUUGGAGACGCACGUGCCGUCUGCGCUGAAGAUCGACAAGUACGUCACGCCCGUGUGGUGCGUCAUAGGAAUCCUCGGCAACGUUUUCUCCGCCAAAGUGUGGGCGCUCCGCAGAAUGCGCAAAUGCAACUCGUCCGCCCUCUACCUCGUGUCUCUGGCAAUCACCGACAUCACUUUUCUCGUCCUGCACGUCUUCUACGAGCUGCAGUAUCCCUGGAAGAAAGGCGUGCUCGACCUUCCCGUGUGGUGUCCGGUCUGGAACGUCAUGUACAUGAUGUCACAGUACACGUGCGUGUUCCUCGUCAUGACCUUCACCUGUGAGCGCUUCCUGUCGGUGUGUCAUCCUUUCGAAUCCGAUACUCUCUCCAGUUCCUCCCGGCCACCCAAGAUCAUCCUCUCCAUGCUGCUGCUGGCUCUCCUCCUCGCCCUACCUCAGGCCUACUUCUGGGAGAUAAACCCCGGCAACCGGGAAUGCCAGCUCCGGACGAAGGAGACGAUCGAGACGUUCUAUCUGGUUUGGAACUGGUCGUCGGAGAUGGCCAUGUUCGCCGUCGUGCCCGUCGUCGUGCUGGUUCUCAACAUCUGCGUCCUGCGGCAGAUCAAGUCCGUGCGGAAGCAGUUCAUCGACGACGUCGUCAUUCGUAAUAAGACCGUGCGCUGUGCCACGACGACGUUCACGCUGCUGUGCAUAUCGUUCUACCUGAUCUUCACCAAGCUGCCGGUCACCAUCGUGUUCGCCGUUCAGACGAACAUGCAGCUGGGCAGGGCCAUGACCAUAGACGACAUGGCGACAGACGACGCCUGGCAGGCGUACUUUAACUAUUUUCUGAUCCGGAAGAUCGUCGAGGAGAUAGGGAUUUCGCACCACGCCUGCAACGUGUUUAUAUACUACGCCACGAGCCACCUGUUCCGCAAACACUCAAAAGAAGCUGUUCACUGGCGGAUGUGUGACUAUGUGAACAGGCCGACGAGACAGAGACGUUCCGGCCGGUGUACUGAUAGAUGUUUUGUAAAGUAA
Messenger RNA from Gigantopelta aegis, 1274 nucleotides. RefSeq names its product lysophosphatidic acid receptor 6-like. Gene Ontology annotation, molecular function: G protein-coupled receptor activity. The transcript has a single exon. Gene Ontology annotation, biological process: G protein-coupled receptor signaling pathway. Lineage: Eukaryota; Metazoa; Mollusca; Gastropoda; Neomphalida; Peltospiridae. Bases 168 to 1274 code for a protein of 368 amino acids. Gene Ontology annotation, cellular component: plasma membrane. The record is from RefSeq and is a predicted model, not a curated record.